UCCGGACCGGAUUCCGGAUCCAGUUCCAACUCGUACGACGGUUGCACGAUUUUACUUGCUUCUCCAAAGAAGAGCAGCAAAUCUCUUCCUUUUUCCCUCCAACCUCUGCAGCAGAAGAGGAUCAAAGAAGGAAGUUGAAAGUCUUGUUUCAUUUCUUUAUGAAAGCUCCAUUUCCGUUGAAAUCUGUCGCCCCGAAGCUCCACAUAGUACACCGCUCCUCAUAUAUUUCUCCGACCCACUUCAGUGAACUCCUUAACGGAGCUAAAAAUCUGAAGCAUGCAGCCCAAAUUCAUGCUCAGCUCAUUACACGAAGUUGCCUUUCUUCCCCCUUCCUGUUCAACUGCCUUCUCAACCUGUAUUCCAAGUGCGGCCACGCAUCUCAAUCGCUGGCGCUGUUUUCAGCUUCCAAUUCAACAACUCAUUUGGAUGAGACCAAGAAUGUGUUCACUUACACUUCUCUUAUCACCCAGCUUUCACAUUGUAAUUUACCUUUCAAAGCUCUUACGUUUUUUAAUGAGUUGAGGGGAAGGAAUAUCUCUCCCAAUCAUUUUACAUUUUCGGCUGUUUUGCCGGCUUGUGGUGAUUCGAGGGUGGGGAAACAGAUGCAUUGUUUGAUAUGUAAACAUGGAUUUGAAUCCGAUGUGUUUGUGGGCAGUGCAUUGGUGGAUAUGUAUGCGAAGUCUGGAGAAUUGGAUUGUGCGAGGAGAGUGUUUGAUGAAAUGCCUGAGAGGAACCUUGUAUCGUGGAAUUCUGUGAUCGUGGGGUUUCUGAGAAAUGGGUGUUACGAUCAGGCCAUUGGUUUCUUCACUCGCCUGAUUGGGGAGGAUGCAAUAAGACCUGAUGAAGUGAGUUUUUCGAGUGUUUUGAGUGCUUGUGCUCAUGUGUGUGGGGUGGCCAUCGGGAGGCAAGUUCAUGUAGUAGUCUUGAAGCUUGGGUUGGAAUAUUUGGCGUAUGUAAAGAAUUCUUUAAUGGAUAUGUAUUGUAAGUGUGGCGUCUUUGAUGAUGCUGAAAAAUUGUUUAGGAAUACAGAAGAUAGAGAUGUGGUUACAUGGAACGUUAUGGUCAUGGGUUUUGUUCAAAAUGGUAAUUCUGAGGAUGCGUGCAAUUACUUUUGGGUUAUGAGACGUGAAGGUAUAUUGCCUGAUGAGGCAUCAUUUUCAACCGUGCUUCAUGCUGCUGCAUGUAUUGCUGCAUUUGAUCAGGGUGCUUUGAUCCAUAAUCAAAUAAUAAAAACCGGGUUAGGGGGGAAUACAUGUGUCGCUAGCUCAUUGAUUACAAUGUAUGCAAAAUGUGGGAGUUUGGUUGAUGCUAGGCGGGCCUUUUCUGAGAGCGAAGAACACAAUGUGAUAUCAUGGACGGCCAUGCUUUCUGCAUUCCAACAACAUGGUUGUGCAAACCAGGUUAUAGAAUUAUUUGAUCAUAUGAUGCAAGCGGGUAUCGAGCCUGAUUAUAUAACUCUUGUUUCUGUUUUAUCAGCUUGUGCGCAUACUGGGCGUGUUGAUGAUGGGUUUUCUUACUUUAAUUUGAUGAGUCAAAGAUAUAACAUGAAUCCAGGGCUUGAACACUAUGCUUGCAUGGUUGACUUGCUUGGUCGUGCUGGUCGUUUGUAUGAUGCUAAGAAAUUUGUGGAAAGUAUGCCGAUUGAACCUGAUGUAUCUGUUUGGGGAGCAUUACUUGGAGCUUGCAGAAAGUACGGUGAUCUUAAUAUGGGUAGGGAAGUUGCAGAGAGGCUUUUUGAAAUAGAACCAGAUAAUCCAGGAAACUACGUGUUGCUGUACAACAUGUAUGCUCGUAGAGGAAGAUUAGAAGAAGCAAAUGAGGUGAGGAGAUUGAUGGGGUUCAACAGAGUUAGAAAAGAACCGGGCUGUAGCUGGCUUGAUGUGAAAAACAUGACUCAUGUUUUUAAAGCUCAUGAUAAAUCCCAUUCAAGGACAAAUGAGAUAUAUGAGAUGCUGGCAGAGUUGGAAGAACUGGUGAAGCAGAAAGGAUAUGUUCCUGAAAUCCAACAUUCAAUCAAUGAUAUGGAUGAGUACGAGGAGCGGAAACUAUGGUAUCACAGUGAGAAAUUAGCCCUUGCAUAUGGACUACUGACCCUUCCAGUUGGGGCGCCCAUCCGAAUAAAGAAGAAUCUUCGAACUUGUGGUGAUUGUCACAAUGUUAUGAAGUUUGCAUCAGCAAUUUUUAAGAGAGAGAUUAUCCUUAGAGACAUUAAUCGUUUCCACCGGUUCGCGGAUGGUCUGUGUUCAUGUGGCGACUAUUGGUGAAAGACAUGGUUCAUGAUUACCCUUUGCAAAUCAAAUCCCAAUGUUAUUGUUUCAUCAUUUCAUGGUAAUUAUCAACUCAACCUUCUAUGAUAAUCUUUUAGCUUCGAUCAAGAAUCUUGCUAGAUGACUGUGAUUGGUUAUACCCAAUUUCCUCUUUCCAUACUUCUAAUUGUUCUUGUCAUACAAAAAAAAUCGACCAAAUGCUUGCUCUUCACCUUUCUUUCCCCCAAUUUCUGUCUCUUUCUUUUCUUUCCUCAAUAUGCGCUCAUAAAGUAUCUACAGAAAGUAGGGCAGGUAAAGAUAGUUAAAGUAUAAUUAUAAGCAGAUAGUAUGGCACCACUAAAGCUCGCUGAUAGUAGAACCUUUCCAAAUAUAUAUGUUGAUGACACCCAAGAUCUGUCUGGUGAUUAUUUUUAAGUCUUCUGAUGAUACAAGUCAUCUUGAACUGCGACUAUGAGUAGUCUGAAACAAUAAGGCCAGCAUUCUAGAGGUUUCCUGAAGCAUUUGAGUGAAGAUUGAAGAACACGGGAUAUUAACUUCUCGAACAAUCAGAAGCUUUUUAAUCAAACAGGUUGGAGCAUCCAUUUGUCGUGCUUUCAUUUAUGUACUUUUUGUUCAUUUGCUUUCUGCCAUAUAGUUGGUUCUUGGUGGUGAUACUAUUAAUGACCCUUACCUCCAAACUUGCGAAAUUUCAUUGCCAAUCACUGGCCACUUUCUAUUCUUAUGUUGUUCUUUCCAGAUCUCUAAAGUCAUAUAUCUAGCAAGAUAUGGAUGGUACAUUUGCUGCGUAUCGUUUUUAAAACAAAUAAAUAAAUAAGCUUACGCUUUUUUUUCUUAACCUGCAUAUGUCGACGGUCAUGAUUUAAUGCCAGUAACAAUGUCAAGCUUGAUGGUCAAUCUCACUGCACCUGUUGUUAACUUCCAUACUAUACCACUAUUAAAUCGAAAAGAUCUUUCCUGGAGAGUGAAGCAAACAUAUGAUAGCUGGUUCCUUUUUCCUUCUUUUGGUGCACCAAAAGAAGGUUUACCCAUCAUCUUAAGUUGCACGUACACUUCUAAAAAAAACUUUUCUACUUUCUUCAUAGACAACAAUGUACCUCAAUUGAAUAUAUAGGGAACAUCUCUAGUUGAAAAGAACAACUUGGUUUUGUAGGCAUAAUGGAUCAAUACUCUAUCAUCAUCUUCCAAGGCUGGACAUGGAUUUGAUAUGACAUGAACGAACCUAGUCUGCUUGCUUCAGACCUAUAAUUGAGGAAUGUUCAAGGAUGGAUCAUGCAUUGACUUGGUGGGGCCAAAAGAAACCAUUGUAUGUCCCUUCCCUGGAAAUAUCUAAUCAAUAAAUGAAGGGACUUAUUUUUGCUUUUAUAGUUGCAACUAGACAAUUAGAACUAAGAUUCUAAGGGAAAUCGUGAUAAAUAUAUUCAUUCUCCUGGGAAGUUUUGUUGUGGCACUAUCAGGACUGAGUGUACUUAAAAAAUUACUUAUUAUUUGAAACAUUUGCAUUGUGGUUUAGGAUAUGGAGCGGUUACAUGAUAUUAUAGGCCAAGAAUUAUCAUUGAGGAUUCUAUAGCUGAACUUACUUUCUUGCACACAAAUACCCUGUUUAAUUGUUACGUAAGGAAGAUCUCAAUCCACAUUUGGUUUCUGACUUCAUGUGAU
Molecule: messenger RNA, 3923 nt
Organism: Sesamum indicum (sesame)
Lineage: Eukaryota; Viridiplantae; Streptophyta; Magnoliopsida; Lamiales; Pedaliaceae
Product: putative pentatricopeptide repeat-containing protein At5g52630
Biological process (GO): RNA modification
Cellular component (GO): intracellular membrane-bounded organelle
Molecular function (GO): RNA binding; zinc ion binding; protein binding
Source: RefSeq, a predicted model, not a curated record